This is a messenger RNA of Fusarium verticillioides 7600, 2385 nucleotides long. RefSeq lists its product as hypothetical. The coding region runs from base 439 to 2241 and encodes 600 amino acids. Gene Ontology annotation, cellular component: endoplasmic reticulum membrane; endoplasmic reticulum. Gene Ontology annotation, biological process: protein folding in endoplasmic reticulum. NCBI's taxonomy places the organism in Eukaryota, Fungi, Ascomycota, Sordariomycetes, Hypocreales, Nectriaceae. Gene Ontology annotation, molecular function: FAD binding; protein-disulfide reductase activity; thiol oxidase activity. The transcript has 3 exons. The record is from RefSeq and is a predicted model, not a curated record.
ACGUAGCACACGAGCAAGUUUAUUUAUAAGUAAAUCCUCCGCCUCAAGUCAGUUCUCAGCCCAUGAAUUAAUUAAUUCAUUCUUUGUCUGAGUUUAACUCGCAACGUCGCUUGUUCUCUUGAAUUACAAGUACCGUUCGACUCAAUUGAAUCCAUUCCUUUUUGGGAAAAGUGCCCAUCGCUGCCCGCCGAAGCCGUCAACCCACUUUAGUCUACUACUUUACUUGCCGCUGGCUUACUUUCAUACGUCGCUUCUUCUUUACAUCCAAACGACGGCUUUGAAGACGGGACUUUUUUCUUUCUUCUCUUUUGCAUCAUAGCACUCUUUUACUGCCGCCUUUCACUCGUUGGCGAUUGUAGAAUAAAGGCUUUGUCAUCUUUCGUUACACACAAUCUGACACCUACCCAUCGGCUCGUCGCUUGAGCUUCUUCAGCGACAAUGAAGUCUGCGAGCAGACUAUUCUAUCUUACUGUGUUUGCCCUCUGGGCUGCACCCGGUUCUUGCGAGAGCUCUAGUGAUGAAUGCCAUAUCUCACCCAAGUCAAUCGUUGGCGAUGCCUGCGCUUCGUAUGCGACUCUCGAUAAACUCAACACCCUGACCAAACCCGCCGUCGACGACCUCACCCACAACACCGACUUCUUCUCGCACUACCGAGUGAACCUGUUUCACAAGAAAUGCCCCUUCUGGAACGACGAGAAUGGCAUGUGCGGAAACAUUGGAUGCGCGGUUGAGACGCUGGACAACGAGGAGGAUAUCCCGGAGAUCUGGCGUGCGCACGCUCUUGGUAAACUCGAGGGUCCUCGUGCUAAGCAUCCGGGGAAGAAGGCGCAGCGCCAGCAUCCUCAGCGACCUCUUGGAGGUAGCCUUGGAGAGAAUGUCGGCGAGAGCUGCGUCUUUGAGUACGAUGAUGAGUGCGACGAGCGAGAUUACUGUGUUCCUGAGGACGAGAGCGCGAGCUCAAAGGGUGACUACGUGAGCUUGGUUCGAAACCCGGAGCGAUUCACUGGAUAUGCGGGCGAUGGGGCCAAGCAGGUCUGGGACGCCGUUUACCGAGAGAAUUGUUUCCAGAAGAGCUCGUUCCCCAAGUCUGCUGAUCUCGGCCAGUCUGGAUGGAACCGCGGUCCCGCUGCCCAAGAUUUCAAGCAGAUCCUUGAUGCGGCGGGUCGUCAGGCCCAGCUUCAGGAGCGUCGCCAGGAGAACCCCAAUACUCCGUUUGUCGCAAACACUGGCUUUGAGGUUGACGAUGAGUGUCUUGAGAAGCGAGUGUUCUACCGUGUCAUGUCCGGUAUGCACGCCAGCAUCAGCACUCAUCUCUGCUGGAACUUCUUGAACCAGACUACUGGCGAGUGGAGCCCUAACCUGUCCUGCUACGAACAUCGUCUGCAUAAAUUCCCUGACCGUAUUGGAAAUGUUUACUUCAACUAUGCGCUCAUGACCCGUGCUAUCGCCAAGGUUGGACCUUAUCUCCAGAAGAAGGAUUACAAGUUCUGUAUGGGAGAUGCUUCUGAGGAUGCUGCCACUCGCGCCAAGGUCCUUGAGGUCACCGAGAAAGCUGCCAGUGUCCCUCAAAUAUUCGACGAGAGCCUGAUGUUUGUCAACGGUGAAGGACCAUCUCUGAAGGAGGACUUCCGCAACCGUUUCCGCAACGUCAGCCGUCUCAUGGACUGUGUUGGCUGCGACAAGUGCCGUCUCUGGGGCAAGCUCCAAACCGCUGGUUACGGCACCGCUCUCAAGAUUCUUUUUGAGCUGGAUAACAAUAGCGACGAUGUUCCUUACCUCUCACGCACCGAGCUGGUCGCUCUCUUCAACACCUACGCUCGCAUCAGCAGCUCUCUCUACAACAUUGGGCAGUUCCAGCAGAUGAUGGAGGAGAAGGUCUUUGCGGAGAAGGAGCAGGAGGGUCUUGAGGACCUCAACAAGAACGACAAGCUCAACAAGAAGUUUGAGAAGGAGGCUGAGGAGAACCCCCAGAUGGACGACGCUGUUAGGGAGUUUAUCGAGCUGCGACAGAGGGGUCCCAAGGACGACAGCACGAUGGCUCACGUUGCGUUCGAGUUUGCUCAAUUCAAGGCUGCUAUCAAGAUCAUUAUUAAAGGAUGGAUGCGCACGCCCAAGGCACUGUGGCGUGUUUUCACAUCGGAAGUCUCGCGUCUUUACAGAGUUUGGGUCGGUCUUCCUGUCGGUCCAAGAUGGUGGUCGAUGCGACUGCCUAACCUUAACGUGCCUCGGGAUGAGCUAUGAGAUGUUACUGUGUCAGCGGUUGUUUUUUUCUUGCAUGUAUAAAAUCAGAUUGCAUUUUUGAGCGUUUGCUUUGCUCUGGGCAUUUCGGUUGGCGUUGAUGAGGGUUUUUAGCUAUAAAUAGCGAAGAGAUUGAGUUCGUACUGA